Messenger RNA from Myxocyprinus asiaticus (Chinese sucker), 2265 nucleotides. It is a transcript of the gene ino80b, whose product is annotated as INO80 complex subunit B. Gene Ontology annotation, biological process: chromatin remodeling. The coding region runs from base 316 to 1359 and encodes 347 amino acids. The transcript has 6 exons. The record is from RefSeq and is a predicted model, not a curated record. Gene Ontology annotation, cellular component: Ino80 complex. Lineage: Eukaryota; Metazoa; Chordata; Actinopteri; Cypriniformes; Catostomidae.
AGACUACAUUACCCACAAUUCGUUUGGCAGGCAGAAUCCGUUUGGAAACGCAAUGCUAGUAUGCUAAGAGACACUGGGAUGUCUACGACUGUUGUGACUAAUUUCGUAUCGUCUUAUUGUUGAUGAUUUAGUUAGGUUUUAUUGUUUCAGAGGUAUUAGUUAUAAUAACAAUAAUAUAGCACUGUUUGUUUCAGUUAAUUAGCACGUUUGCCUUGAUCCGAUAGGAGUUCAGGCCUGCAGCUGGACGAAUAGUAAUAUAUUAUUGAAUAUGAUUCUCGAGGUGAGCAAAUAAGUCCAAACUCCUUUGACGUGUCCAUGGGGAAAAGGAAAGACAUGAUUCACCCCAGGUUUCUCGCCGUAAACUCAGAAAAUAUGUGUGGUUCAGGAAAUGGGGAUGAUUAUAAUGUCCACAAGAAGAAACACAAAAAGCACAAGAAACACAAGAAGAAGCAUCAUCGGGAUGAUGGACACAGUUUCUCCUCUGAAGCUCUGGAGUCAGACUCCGGUAUCGUGCUGAAACCUCCUCAACUCAAACUCAAGAUCAAACUUGGAGGACAAACUCUAGGUACCAAGAGUGUUCCCACAUUCACAGUGAUCCCAGACUCUCUACACUCCAUAUCACCACUGAAUGUAGAUAGUGAUGAUGAUGAUGAUGAUGAAGACUCUGAUGAUGAAGUGCCAUCAGAGGGAGUACCAAUCGAGCAGUACAGAGCGUGGCUAGAUGAAGACAGUAACCUGGACCCGUGUCCUCUACCGGACAUGGACACCGAUUCGCUGUUGGUAGGCCCCAUGGAUGAGGAGGAGAGGUGGCUGGAUGCUUUGGAAAAAGGAGAAUUGGAUGAUAAUGGAGAGCUAAAGAAAGAGAUGGAUGAGUCUCUGCUUACUGCCAGACAGAAAGCGCUCUUACUCAAGCACCAGGUCCAGCCUUUACUGGAGCUCCCUAUGGGAUACAAAGAAAAGGAGCUAACGGCAGAAAUGAUGCAGAAACGUGAGGAACGAGCCCGCAAACGACGCCUUCAGGCAGCCAAGAAAGCUGAGGAGAGCAAGAACCAGACUAUCGAGAGACUGACUAAGACAAGCAAGGCCAAGAUUAAGAGUAUGAAGGAACGCAGGUCAAAACAGACCCAUCUGCCUAUGGUGCGCUAUAGCAGUUCUGCCCAUGGUGCAACUGUUUCUUACCCUGUCGGGGUACCUGCCCCGACCCCUACACCGCCCCGAGCACCUCCUGCCAUGCCGGUAAGCUGUGGAGUGUCCGGAUGCUCCAACCUGAAGAAAUACUCCUGUUCUAAGACUGGGACUCCUCUGUGCAGUCUGGAGUGCUACAAGAAGAACCUGAUACUGGUGGAGGGUGUUGCUUAAAGUGUGGAAAUUUUCUGAAGCACAACUUUUUGUACGGCUGUGGUCAAAAUUUCUGCAUAGCUACUUCCAAGAAAAUGUUAUUCCACUUGAUCCAGCAAGGAAAGGUAAUAUAAAAAAGCCUAAGUUCCUAAGCUGUUCAUCUUAUUGUGCCUGUUUAAGAAAUCCAUCAUAGGUAUUAAAGUUUUUUGUUUUUUUCAUUUCAGAAGCAUUUUAUUGUCCGUAAAACUCCAGAGCUGGUCAAUCAAUUAUCAGGUUGAUUUAUUAGUUUAUCGCUACUGACAGUUUGUGAACCACAUUGAACUCUGAUUUCGAUGCCUUGGCUGACUUGUCAGUAGCCAAUUCUGCUUCAAACCAUGCCUGUAUUCAACUUCCAUUGUUGGAAAAACCAGCAAAAGGUACGUUUAAUCACAUAAACCACAUAUGAUUGCCACAUGGUUAUCAUUUUAGCUUAACCCUCCCAUGGUAUUAUUUGUUCAUUUUUAACCUAAAUAAAUUUUCCUUGUUUAAUAAAAAUUGUUUCCUUUAUCUAAGCAGUACAAGACUUGGUGACUUACAGUCACAAUGCUAAACACACACACAAAGAAAUGAAGGGGUGAAACGAUAACACACACUCAAUGCAGAACACGCGCACACACACAACCAGGUCAUCACUAAGUGAAGCUCUACAACCAUCUUUUGGUCAUUGUUGGCAAUACAAUUCAUCUGUUGACAGCAAUCUGACACACACAAACACGUUUGCAAAAUAAAUUCUUAAUAUAGAAAGUUUGAAUUUGCAAAAUGUUUACUCUGAUUCUUUAGUUUUAUACUCUAAUUUUCAGAAUUUUGCUGUUUCUUGAUGUUCAUUUUCUUGACAUUAUUAUGCAUUUACUUUGAGUUAUAAAUCUUUGUUUUAAAUAAAUUAUUGGC